Molecule: messenger RNA, 872 nt
Organism: Dissoconium aciculare CBS 342.82
Lineage: Eukaryota; Fungi; Ascomycota; Dothideomycetes; Mycosphaerellales; Dissoconiaceae
Exons: 2
Coding region: 222-647 (141 amino acids)
Source: RefSeq, a predicted model, not a curated record
CGCCGUGUCACGAAUGUCGGCUGACGUCCAACUCGAAUCAGACCAUCCAUAAUGGCACCGGUAUGCUUCAACGAGUCAAAAACUUAAUGUGAUGGGAUUCGACUCGCUCACAAUGUUGUUGCACUCAGCGUGGGCAUACGCUGCCCAAGGCCGCCACAGAAAGUGCGCGUGAGGCACGCAAGGCAUUCUUCUGCGACCUAUGUCAGAAAGGCUAUGCACGCAUGAAUGAGUUCGAGGCUCAUGAGAACUCAUAUGACCAUCAACAUCGGAAGCGGCUUCUAGAUAUGAGACAGUUGUCCAAAGAUCCCAACGCGGCCGCUCGGCAACGCGAGGCCGAGCAACGAGCCAACAGAGAGUCGGGCAUUACGACCGUGUCGACCUCUUUACCAGGCUCGGGUCCUGCAUCGGCGAAGAAAGCGCCGGUAUUCAAAAGCACCCUUCAGGCAAAGAAUAUGUCGGCUGUGGCAGCCAAGGCAUCCGAUACGGCAGAUGCGAGCGAGGAGCAAUUGUACGAUCCCUCGAAGCCGACAGAAUACCGUGACUUCGACCUACUGAAAGUCCCUCGAACUGGAGAAUCGUCGGGCCCUGGUGAGUGGGACGACUCGGAAGACGAAGAUGGACCAAGGUUCAAGAUGAUGAUAUAUUGAGCAUUGCAAAGAACUGAUGGAAGAGUCAAGUUUCCGGGUAAAGCAAUGCGUAGGAUUCCAACGAAUGAUUGUAUUAACUAUCUGUUACAUCGAGACGCAAAUGCAAAUGACGCAUACCCUGCGCUGCCCCAAGGAAUACGAAGAGUAUUUUCAAAGCAAGCCCAUCGGGAAAGGAAAGCCUGCAAUGCAGGCGACAUGCUCGUCCAACGCCGUAGGGUAUCAUAC